This is a messenger RNA of Sparassis crispa, 1071 nucleotides long. RefSeq names its product Clavaminate synthase-like protein. Lineage: Eukaryota; Fungi; Basidiomycota; Agaricomycetes; Polyporales; Sparassidaceae. Gene Ontology annotation, molecular function: dioxygenase activity. The transcript is spliced from 7 exons. The coding region runs from base 1 to 1071 and encodes 356 amino acids. The record is from RefSeq and is a predicted model, not a curated record.
AUGCCAAGCCUGACGUCAUUCCCCCCAUUCCCCGACAACGUCCCCACUCACCCGUUACUCGUGGUAGACUACACACUACUCAAGGCAGGAGACAAGGAUGAAAUAUCAAAGCUCUGGAAAGCAGCGACAGAGCUAGGGUUCUGGUAUUUGAAGAACCAUGGUACCGACGAACUCGUCAAUCAGAUGUUCGACAUGGGUGCUGAGACAAUGGGUCUUCCCCUGGAUGAGAAAAUGAAGUUCGAACAAGGCGAUGACGGUAUGUCAUUUGGCUACAAGGCUGCCGGAGCGAACGCCACAGACGAAACAGGUGCAUUGGACACCGUUGAGUUUGUCAACAUCGCCAAGGACGACGCGCUGUCCUGGCCGACUCCGACACACCGCACAUACCCCAUGACGGUCAACGCCCGCAUGGAACCAACUAUAAUUCCCUUCGUGAAGAAGUCCAUAGAGGUUAACAACACUGUUCUCGAGAUCUUCAAUGCGCAGCUCGGACUGCCAAAUGGCACUCUCCUGCGGAAACAUAUGCUUGGCGAGCCUAGCGGUAGCGAGGCACGGUGCAUCAAGAAUCCUCCGAGGCCCAACGGGAUAUCCGAAGAGAAAGCCGCCCUUGGAGCGCACACUGACUUUGGAUCCCUCUCGUUCCUGCACAAUCGCCUUGGCGGACUCCAAGUGAUGGUCCCUGGGACUAAUGAAUGGCAAUACAUCAAGCCUAUCUCGGGACAUGCUAUAUGCAACGUCGGCGAUGCCUUGACUAUUUUCAGCGGGGGUGUAUUGCGGUCCAACCUCCACCGUGUCGUUUCUCCGCCUGGCGCUCAAGGCUACUACGAGCGGUGGUCGCUCGUCUUCUUUACCCGCCCGGGCAACUCUGUCGCCCUGCACGCACUUGCCGAGGAGAGUUCGCUCGUUGAGGAAGCUAUGGCGAAGGUGCAGGACACGAGCGUCUUCCAGACGAACGUGACGUCUGCAGAAUGGUUUGCGAGGAGAAUCAAGAAUCAGAGAACGAAGAACCAAAAGGGUGUCGAGACGUGGCGCGCCAGUCGCGGAACCGAGCACAGGCCAUUGGCUGUGUAG